AGUACUCAUUCCAUAGUCAGACAUAGUAAUUGGUUUUGGUUUUUGGCCACUUGAAAAUGAAGUCAUUAAGGGCACAUGGUAAUGUUUCAGGCUCAAUCAUCUCUUUUACAUAAAUUUGCCUCCCUCACAUCCAGGCAGUUAGAGUGUGAAGAGAUGAUGGUUUGUUGUUUAUCAUGUACUGUGAAAAUGCUCAGGCGCUCAGGCAAAUUGACCUUCAGUGGUUGAAUGAUGAUACACUGAGCUGUAAUUCAGUCCUCUUCAGGCAACAUAAUUUGAAUAAAGAAUAUAAUUAGGACUUUGGAGAAUGUAUCUUUGAGGUCCUUAUUAGAAUAUGGCAGGGGAAAAAAACAAGAAUGUAUCGAGUCUCAUAUUCAAAAUUUGAUGCACCUGACCGCAGCUGUCUGUUAAACACAAUGAUUGUUCACCCAAGACCUGAGAAUAUUGGAAAAAAAUAGUGUUAGCAAUUGCCCUUCAUGACUACACUGUUGAAUUAUCAGUAUUGUCAGUACUCUUAGGCUCAGUUACUUAGUCAUCAUGUACUGUAACGCUUGCAGGGAAGUCAGUUUUGGUUAUUUGACAGUGAUAUCGCUUCCUUUUCCAUUAAACCGUAGGUACCAGUUCUUAAUGCAUGUACUAUUUCUUUAACAGAUAAACACAAUGGUAAUAUUCAAAUGGACUGAAUGCAAAUCCAAUGUUUUAGUAACAAUAACACUUUUGCACAUGCAAAUCCUCAUCCAUCAGAAGGUAGAAAAGGAAAAUGGGGGUGUGGGGAAGAAGAGAAUGAGUGUGAUCUCUAAAGAGCACACCAUGGGAGAACUUUUGUUUAAGGUUCUGCUGUUGGUGUGUUUGUGGAGCCGCUGUUAUGGCACUGGAUUUCAGCUUGAAGGAAAUAUUACCAUCUACGGCAUGUUUCCUCUCCAUAAUGUAGGUGACACCAUCGCCACUAAACCUCAGCUGGCUGACUGUAAACGAGGAACAGUAAACAGCCAUGGCUACUUCUUGGUGCAGGGUCUGCGCUAUGCUGUGGAGGAGAUCAACAACAACAACAGACUCCUGCCUGGUGUCAUUCUAGGCUACCAGGUGUUUGACACUUGCUCGCGUCGAGCUAGUAUUCUGGGCACGGUUAAUCUCUUAGCUCAGCAGUAUAACAGAGUGAAAUUGAAGUCUGGAGCAAUUGCCCUCAUUGGACCAGACAGCAGCACCUACUGCUUCAUUUCAGCUGCUGCACUCGGGAGUUUUCUGAUGCCUGAGAUCUCAUAUGAAGCUUCAAAUGAACUCCUGAGCAACAGACAGCUGUACCCAUCUUUCUUUCGCACCAUUCCCAGUGAUAAAAACCAGGUGAAAGCCAUGCUCGAGAUUCUUGCAAGAUACAACCUGACCUGGAUCGCCCUUCUCGGCAGUGACAAUUCAUACGGCCUGCAGGGAAUGUUGAGCCUGUCACAGCAAGCCUCAGAUUACAAUAUCUGCAUCGCAUAUCAAGCUGUGAUUCCAAGUCUCAGUGCUGACACACAGCAGCGGAUGCAGAACAUUGUCAAGAAUAUCAUCAAAGCCAAAGUGAAUACCAUAGUAGUGUUUUCUAGCAAGAGAAUAGCCAGCGGGUUUUUCCCCUUUGUAAUAGAGCAGAAUGUGACAGGGAAGGUGUGGAUCGGUUCUGAGGACUGGUCAGUGGCAACCUUAGUGUCUCAAAUCCCAGGGAUCAGUACAAUUGGAACUGUCUUGGGUGUGUCUGUAAAAUACACAAUUUUUAAUGGAUUUCAAGAUUUUGUGAAACAGGCCAUAACUAAGCCUACAAGCAACAGUUUGAGUGCAAUGAGUCUCCCAUGCUUAAAGGAUUCGUACCUAUACGGAAUGGCACAAUAUAAUCUCUCAGAAUAUGAUAUUUCCUCUUCGUUUAAUGUGUAUCGGGCAGUAUAUGCAGUGGCUCAAGCAUUGCACCAAGCUCUCAUGUGUGAUUAUGAAAAAUGUCAAAACACCGAAAUACAACCAUGGCAGCUCUUACAAUAUUUAAAGCAAGUACGGAUUUCCAUCAGAAAUACAACAUUGUUUUUUGAUCAGUAUGGAAACCCACCAACAGGAUAUGACAUUGUUACAUGGCAAUGGAUUAAUAAAGCAUGGUCCCUCAAAAUGGUGGGAUCGUUUAUUUCAGAGCCACCUAGUCUUCAGGUGGACGCUUCACAGAUUCAGCGGAUGCCUGAGUCACGUUGUUCCCCAGAAUGUCCAUAUGGGAACAGAGAACUGCAGAUUGGACAACACAAAUGCUGUUUCAAGUGUAUAGAAUGUCCAGCUUCCACUUUUCUCAACAAAACUGGCUCUACCAGCUGCCAGCCCUGCAACAAAGAUCAAUGGUCUCCAUCUGGGAGUGAGGACUGUCUACAGAGGACCGUUCUUUACCUGCGAUGGGAUGAUGUUUUGGGCAAUGCUCUCUUGGUCCUUCUGGCUCUGACACUGCUGCUCACCCUGGGCACUACACUUAUCUUUCUUCUGAACUUGACCACCCCUGUUGUUAAGUCUGCAGGUGGUAGGACAUGUCUGCUAAUGUUGUUGUCUCUGACCAUAGCUGCCUGCAGCUCAUUGUGCCUUUUCAGCAAGCCCUCUCGAGCAUCCUGUGUCUUCAGAAAGUCCCUCUUCAUCUUCAGCUUCAACAUCUGCUUGACCUGCAUGACUGUCCGUGCCUUCCAGGUAGUGUGCAUAUUCAAGUGGUCUGCAAAGCUUCCCAAGUUCUACGAUACCUGGGCCAAAAAUCGGGGUCCUGAUAUCUUCAUUCUGGUCAGCACUUUGGUUGAGUUCUUCAUCUGUGUUCUUGGUGCGAGCUUAAAUACACCUCUCCCUUCAGCAGACUAUAACUUCUACUUUGACAGCAUUGUAUUAGAGUGCAGUAAAACUAUGGUCGUAGUGCUUCCACAAAUUCUGUAUGUGUCUAUACUGACUGUAAUAUGUUUUUGCUUGAGCUACAUGGGUAAAGACCUACCAGCAAAUUACAGUGAGGCCAAGUGCAUUACAUUCAGUCUGAUGAUCUAUAUCAUCUCCUGGAUCACUUUCUUCACCACCUACAGUGUUAAUAGAGGGACUUUAUCUAUGGCUUUGGAGGUGGUUGCCGUCCUUUUUAGUGUGCUUGGAAUACUUGGUGGAUACUUUUUUCCUAAAGUGUACAUCAUUAUAUUACAACCAAAAAAGAAUACGACUGCCCACUUUCAAAACUGUAUUCAAAUGUAUACCAUGGCUAAACAGUGAAACUCUGGCUGUAACUUAUUUAGAAAUGUACAUUAUUUAGAAACGGUACAUAUAUGAAAUCUUACUGUCGUGGCAGCUGGUUCCCUUUGUCUUAUUUUUUCCAGUUUAUCUGCCUGGCAUAUGCUUGUAGUCUAAAGGCAAAUAGACGUAAUAGAUGAAUAACACAUGCUACAGCAUAAUUAAACAUGUAACAAACAUCUGUUCCAAGCUCCGGGUUUCAAACUGAAGCACAUUAAAUAUGUUUAUGAUGAAAUAUUUGAAAUAUAUGUGAAUAGUGACUUUGGUGUUAAUGUGUUGGUUGUUGCCAUAGUUUUUGUUUGAUACUGUAGGAGAAAACGUUGUUUGAACAUAAGUCGAAUGGUCAGGUUAUUAGCUCCUAAAAACAAAAGAGCAACAUCUUAUUUUUUUACAUUCACCAUUUUUAGUGAUGUGUCAUAUUUAUAAAAAUACAGCAAAUAGUGGACUCAGAGAUAACAUAAAAGUGAAGAAAAUUCACUGUUAGAGCAGCAAACAAAAGACUACGAAGCCAAAAUUCAAUAUAUCUUCAGAAAAUAGAAAUAAAACUGUACAUAUGUACAAUAUAUAAUAUAUCAAAUUAUGUGUGCAAAAUGUCAUGUAUUAUUGAGCUGAGGAACAUGAAGAAACCUGUGCAGGUAAAACCUACAAAAGGGAAUUAGAAAAGAGCUGAAUAAAUUAGACAGAGUUAAACAAUCGGAUAGCUUUCAGGAAGAAGAACCUGGGAAAGUUUUCCGUCUGCACUGAUUGCAUAAGAAUCUGCUGCUCGUUGUACUUUGCAGAGUGCUGACUUCAGCAUGGAGAGGAUGAUUGGGUUCAGUCCUUAUGAGUUGGAAGUAAGAGCUAUUUCCCACUGGCACCACUAAGCCGGUAGUAAAAUAGCAUUGUGGGUAAUAAAACCAGAAAAGUUUAAACUAAAAAAGCCAAGUUCAUUACAAAAUAAAUAUUGGAUAACAUUUAAGAUCAUGUGUUAAUUAUAAAGCUUAAUGCUCAAGUCCACAGCUGAGCUUUCAUUUUAAACAUGGUUUUUAUAUCAAGAAUACCGUAACAGAUGUUUUGAGCUUCACUGCUUUGUACAGGCUCUGAAAACAGCAUAUAAUCUUAUAGUUUAUAUUACCUUGUCCAUCUCCAUUUGUCACUAUAUAUACAUGUAC
Molecule: messenger RNA, 4400 nt
Organism: Tachysurus fulvidraco (yellow catfish)
Lineage: Eukaryota; Metazoa; Chordata; Actinopteri; Siluriformes; Bagridae
Product: taste receptor type 1 member 1
Exons: 7
Coding region: 658-3231 (857 amino acids)
Biological process (GO): G protein-coupled receptor signaling pathway
Cellular component (GO): membrane
Molecular function (GO): G protein-coupled receptor activity
Source: RefSeq, a predicted model, not a curated record